AUGGCUUCUCUACACGGAUUUAUGGCUAGUGGCUCUUUUCCGAGCUUGAUCUGUGGAUUCUCACUCACGAUACUCGUCUACUUUACCUACCAUGCCAUCUACACAGUCUUUUUCCACCCACUGAGUCGAUAUCCCGGACCAAAGCUCGCUGCCAUAUCCCCAAUCCCUCUCCUAUUCUGGGAAAUUCGAGGCAAAUCACACACCAAGAUCAAAAGCCUUCACGACAAGUACGGGGAUGUAGUCCGAAUUGGCCCGAAUGCCCUCGUGUACAGAUCCCCAACUGCAUGGAAGGAUAUUUACGGUCAUAGAAAACAGGGACAGAAGGUUUUUCUCAAGGAUCCGUCGGUUUAUACACCCCUCCCUAAUGGUGCUCAAGCUAUCAUAACAGCCAACGAGGCAGAUCAUACACGCAUGCGUCGUUUACUCUCCCACGCAUUCUCAGAUAGAGCGCUACGGAAGCAAGAGCGUCUUCUACACAUGUACGCUGAUCUACUGGUGCAGAAAAUUCACAGGCUUGUUGAGUCUUCCCCGGAUGCUGUCGACAUGACGAGAUGGUACAACUACACCACCUUCGAUCUUACGGGCGAUAUGGCAUUCGGCGAGCCUUUCCACUGUCUUCGUGAUAGCCACUAUCAUUGGUGGGUAUCAAUCAUGAUCGACGCAGUCAAGGCCAGUUCAUACUUGAGGAUGUUUUGGUUUUUCCCCUUCCUAGUCCCACUGGCGAAAGUUCUAGUCCCGGGACAUCUUGUCGAGAAACAGGCGGCGAGUUUCCAGUUGAGCAUUGACAGGGUUGAUAGACGUUUGGGUCUGAAGAACACAACAGAUCGUCCGGACUUUAUGUCCUACAUCCUCCAGCAUAAUACAAAAGAUGGUAGUAAAAACGGCAUGUCCCGCGCUGAAAUCGACGCGAACGCAGCUACCCUCGUCCUCGCGGGGAGUGAAACCACCGCUGCCUUGCUCUCAGGUUGUACAUAUUAUCUCUUGAAAACACCAGCUGCAUAUCGCCGACUAGUGGAUGAAAUACGCAGUGCCUUUCAAGAAGAAUCGGACAUCAAUCUAUCCUCAUUCGCAAACAUGCCCUAUCUCAACGCCGUCCUCGAAGAGAGUCUACGAAUCUACCCUCCUAUCCCGGCUAUGCUACCGCGUCUUGUCCCCGAGGGAGGAGCUGCUAUCAAUGGUGAAUACGUACCAGGUGGUACCUCCGUCUCCAUAUCACUCUGGUCUACCUUCCACUCUAGGACCAACUUCACAGAUCCAGACACAUUCAUCCCUGAACGAUGGCUCCAGGAACCCGAUUCAGACAUUGAAAGAUUUGUCAACGACAAGAAAGAAGCUUUCCAGCCGUUCUCGUACGGUCCCCGUAGUUGUCUUGGUCAGCAUUUGGCGAACGCUGAGAUGCGUCUCAUAUUAACCAAGAUUCUGUGGCAUUUUGACCUGGAACUUUCACCCAACUGCGAUAAUUGGAUAGAUCAGGAGACGUAUAAUCUCUGGAGUAGGCCUGCGCUGAUGGUGAAGCUGUCUCGGGCUCAGAAGGGAACUGCGACUUGA
Molecule: messenger RNA, 1548 nt
Organism: Aspergillus wentii DTO 134E9
Lineage: Eukaryota; Fungi; Ascomycota; Eurotiomycetes; Eurotiales; Aspergillaceae
Product: cytochrome P450
Exons: 4
Coding region: 1-1548 (515 amino acids)
Molecular function (GO): monooxygenase activity; iron ion binding; heme binding
Source: RefSeq, a predicted model, not a curated record